Molecule: messenger RNA, 5128 nt
Organism: Anolis sagrei ordinatus
Lineage: Eukaryota; Metazoa; Chordata; Lepidosauria; Squamata; Anolidae
Source: RefSeq, a predicted model, not a curated record
CCAUAGGGUCCUUGCAAUUUUUUCACAGUGCGAAGCAUUUCAUCGGCAUUUCCCCUCUUUUGCGCACAUUGACCCCGGCUUCCUGAGAAGCGGGAUGCGCCCUCUUGAGAAAGCAAGGCUGUUUGUUGGUUUUGGCUCAACAACGGUGUGUUAUUGAGAAGCGAGGAAAAGGCUGCUUGGCUUCUACGCAAACAGAGGCAGGCAUGAAAUCCCCACUUGUUGUGUGCCCUGUGGCUCCGCGGUUGUGUUGGAAGCACAUCUGGGAAGGAGCCUGGCUCCUUGGUUGGGCGUGAAAUCCUCUCUCUUCCUCAUCUGCACUACAUAGCGUUACGCCUAAAUUAAUAGCAUUUCCUUCUUCUUUACAUUGAACUUCCAGUGAUUGCAUUAUGGCAGCCAAACCAGUGGAUCUCACAGAGCCGCUGGAUGUGGAAGACGUGGGAGAGGAGUUUUCAAGGAAGAAAAAGUCCAGGUUCCAGAGUUUCAAGAACUUCUUUGCCAAGAAGAAGAAGGCCAGAGCGGCACCGACUUCUUUGGGAGGGACCAAGCUGAAACCCAGCCAAUCCAGCUCUGACCUGGCUGCCACUGACUCCGAAUCCGGCUUACUUGGUUUACCGAUGGAGCCAACAUCCAAAGGGAGCAUGGGAAGCAAAGCCUUAUCGCACGACAGCGUCUUCAUUUGUGAAUCGUUACCCGACGUAGCCGACAAAACAGCCUCGCAGGACAACCUUCCAGGGAAGGUGAACGCCUUGCAGCUUCGGUUACAGCCGAAUCUUCGGCUCGGCUCGCCUCCGCUCGUCAUCCCUGGCAAAAAGGCGGAAGACGUCGGUGCCAUGUCUGAAGACGACGGCUUGCCCAAAAGCCCUCCAGAGAUCUCCACCCUCCACGAUGUCCUGGCCUGUCCCACCAGUGAGUCUUCCAACCCAUUCCAGCGCCAUAGCAAUUUGAGUUUAGACAGUGAAGAUGACCAGGUAAAUAGCUGCUGCUUUUCCUGCUACUGCUAUCAACCUGUGCAACGACUCACAGGCUCACUUAACCAUUCUGAUCUUGUUUGCAAGGUCGCCUCCGAAUCCGCCUCCAGACCUCUCAGCCCAGUGGUUCUUGGGCAUCCGGCCUUGGCAAUGGGUCAUUUUGUUCCAGCCGAUUUCAACAGCCCGGCCACUCCAUUGGGCUGCCUGGAUACCUCGGCCGCCAGGCACAAGAUGGCCGUGCAUCCGCGGAGGCAGAAAGCCUUUGCCAACAAAACCCAAAGUCUUUUUAUGGAACAGCUAGAGAAGGAGGAAUGCUCUUUUGGAAGUGCCGAAGGGAAAUCGAGCCCACCAGAAUCACCCGAAGGUGCUGAGAGCCAUGGAAAGGAUCGGAAAGGCCUACCAGCCCAGAAUGCAAAGAUCCCAAGUUGGACUAAGAACAUAUUGCCCGCGACAAGGGUGGCUGACGCUUUGCGCUAUUCCUGGAAUGCUGGACCCGGCACAGAUGGGGAUUGGCACCUCUGUUUGGAGAUGGAAAAGGAGGUCGCUGUGCAGAUGGAUGGCCGGAACAAAGAGCUACCAAAAUGUGAAGAAAAGGAGGAUAUGGAGGAGGAAGAGGCGAAAAGAACGGAUGGUCUCAAACAUCAUCUUGCAAAAGAGGUCACUGAAUGUGCCAAGUCUUUACCUCCAGAGGCAGAAGCUGCUGGACCUGGUGAUUUGCCAUUUUCAGCAAUGCCUGGAGAUGUUCCAGGAAAGGACCAUGAUCUACCAACUGAAUAUAUUCAUUCUUCUUGCCCACAGUCAGUAGACCAAGACUCGGUAGAUUCUAGAACUGUUAGUGAUGUGAAAUAUGGUGAGAAAGCAGGAGAUAGGACUUGGAAUGGUUCUUGGAGCCCUGCGCCCGAUUCUGCGGAGUUUGUUCCUUCACCGGUUUCAGAGACUUUGUCAGAGGCAGAGGAGAUCUCAACUUUUGAAGAUGUUCCAACAGUCAAAGAAGGAGAGGAAGAAUCUGCAGAUGUGGAGACGGAACUGUUUGGAAGCCACACGCAACAAGAAGAGGUGGCCGCCUUCGUUGCCAAAAUAGAAGAACCUCAGCUCCAGAAAGCCGCACGUGAAAGCCCUUUUCCCUCCUCCGAUCCAUGUACCUCUCCCUUGAGAAACAGCCCAGGAAGGCAAGAAGAAAACAUGAUUCGGCGAUCAUUGAAUUGUCCUUCCUUUCCUCUGGAAGCUGCUGAGAUACCUUCCAAAAGCAUCCCUCUUGAUAAUGACUCUGGUGAGUCGUCAGAAAACGUGAAAACUGGAGAAGAAAGUAAAAAUCCUGAUGAGGAUGUCGAGUCGCAAGCGAAAUGCGUUUCUGCCAAGCCGGUGAGGUUCACCAUUGCUCCAGCUUGGCAGCGAUCGCUCUCGGGAGGAUCGAGCUCGACGGACAGCGCUUGCCUUACAAGCUCUCCAUCUUCUCCUCCCAUCAAACCAGAACUGUUCGAAGGAACACCUCAACCGGACUCCGCUUUGCCAGGGUGUUUAUUCCACAGCCCAGAAAGACUUGAGAGGAGUAAAAGCAGCACCAAUUCCAUAACCGAGCAGCCCAACAAGGAACCGCACGGCCAGGAGAGCCCGUUUGGGGUGAGGCUGAGGAGGACCUCCUCUUUACUCAAAUACCAGAUGGAGCAGCAGCGUCAGGAGAGGCUAAAGCAAACUCCAUCGCCAGCAUCUUCUGCAGCCGCCACUGUCUUAGCCAAAGACGAACCAAAGGUACCCAUUUCUGAGACUCCGCCGCCAAAGAGAACAACAGGCAGCGUCAAAGGUUUGGUGGCAAAGCCUGAGAAGAAGUCCCUCAAGGCCAAAGCGGAAGAAGGGCCAACCAAGCAGCAGAUGAGCAGAGCUUCAGGGAUUCCUGUUGCAGAGACAGGACAGCUUCAGAAGCAUUUGGCUAAUUACCGAGAGCAAGACGAAGAGGAAAACCUGGGUUGGACUCUCUCUGAUCCUUUCCUUGCAGAUCAAAGCCCGUCCGCACCUUUGGAACCCCCGUCGCCUGAACCGGCCUGGAUUUCAAUGGCAAAACUCAAACGGAGCGGCUUCCAAGGCUUCCCUCUCAUCGAAGGACAGAAAAGAGACCAGAAACCUUUGGCCAACGCAGAGCAAGCGGGGGAGAAGCACGUUGGUGUUUCACAGCAGGAAAAGCACUUGAAUCUGACUGGUCUGCCCUUAUUGAAAAACAGCAUCCCACACCAUGUCCUUGAGAUGAAAACACAGCCAAAGAUGACCACGUCGGCUCCAAAAGCAAAGCCUAUCAGAGCAGCUUCUCGGGAGGUCCGUCCGAUGGAAAAAGAAACCCAUCUGUUGCCAAGCCUGCCUCUCUCUUCUUGCGGUAGCCCUUCAGAGCCGCCGUGGCUUUCUUUGGCCAAGCAGAAGGCCAAAGCAUGGAGCGAAAUGCCCCAGAUUGUGCAGUAGCCCCUCCGGUGACUCUCUGUCCGUUGGCUACAUUAACAAAGCCUACUUAUGUCUUCACUGUGAGCACUUGGGAACGAGAAGCCACCUUCUAAUGUAUGCUCAUUCCAAAAAGUAUUGUGGAUACAGGUUUAACUCGAGCUAACAGUUGGCAUUUGUGCACGAAAUGCUUUCAUUGGGAUGGCAUCAAUGCUCCAGGAAUGGUCACCAAAGGUCAGAGUUCCCACCAAGGAGGAUCUUGAAGGUUUUCUUCUUCUAAAGGCUGUUCUUUCAAGGCAACUUGGGCAGAAUUUUCACAGCAAAAUGCUCCAGGAAUGGUCACCAAAGGUCAGAGAUCCCACCAAGAUAGAUCUUGAAGGGUUUCCCCUUCCAAAGAUUGACUUUUCAAUGCAACUUGGGAAGUAUUUUCUCAGCAAAAUGCUCCAGGAAUAGAUACCAAAGGUCAGAGGUGCCACCAAGAAAGAUCUUGAAGGUUUUCUCCUUCCAAAGGUUGUCUUUUCAAGGCAACUUGGGCAGUAUUUCCUCAGCAAAAUGCUUCAUUGAAGGUCAGAGAUGCCACCAAGAAGGAUCUUGAAGGUUUUCUCCUUCCAAAGGUUGUCUUUUCAAGGCAACUUGGGCAGUAUUUCCUCAGCAAAAUGCUCCAGGAAUGGUCACCGAAGGUCAGAGAUCCCACCAAGAUAGAUCUUGAAGGGUUUCCCCUUCCAAAGAUUGACUUUUCAAUGCAACUUGAGCAGUAUUUCCUCAGUAAAAUGCUUCAUUGAAGGUCAGAGAUGCCACCAAGAAGGAUCUUGAAGGCUUUCUCCUUCCAAAGAUUGUCUUUUUCAAGGCAACUUAGGCAGUAUUUCUGCAACAAAAUGCUCCAAGAAUGGUCACAGAAGGUCAGAGAUCCCACCAAGAUAGAUCUUGAAGGGUUUCCUCUUCCAAAGAUUGACUUUUCAAUGCAACUUAGGCAGUAUUUUCUCAGUAAAAUGCUUCAUUGAAGGUCAGAGAUGCCAUCAAGAAGGAUCUUGAAGGUUUUCUCCUUCCAAAGACUAUCAUUUCAAGGCAACUUGGGCAGUAUUUCCACAGCAAAAUGCUCCAAGAAUGGUCACUGAAGGUCAGAGAUACCAUCAAGAAGGAUCUUGAAGGCUUUCUCCUUGUCUUUUCAAUGCAACUUGGGCAGUUUUCCCCUCAGCAAAAUGCUUCUGGAAUGGUCACUGAAGGUCAGAGAGCCUACCAAGGAUCUUGAAGGUUUUCUUUUUUCCAAAAUCUUUUCAAGGCAACUUGGGCAAUAUUUCCACAGUAAAUCAUUUGCAGCAGCUACUGACUUCCUGCAAAAUUGGCAUCAACGGUGGAUGAAGAUAAGAACAGAUGUCUUUUGGUGGAUCUCCAAAGUCUUCCAACUUGGCAUUGGAAUCUGAGACCUCUCUGCCUUUUCUACCAAAUAUUUGGCUCCAUUCUCGAGAAGCCAGGAAUGAAAUGAGACUAACAUGAGACUAACCUCACCAUCACUGAUGGCUGAAUUCCCUUCGUAUCAGUGGGUUUGGUCUCUUAACUACCAAACCCCAAGGACACCAAAAACAGGGUCUAUUCCUGUUUAUCUGUUCGUUUGCUUUUCUUGUUCCUCCAAUGUGUGUACAUACAGUUUUGUAAUCCUUGCAUUCCUGGACCACUACUCCCCCUUUUUUGGUAUUUUUCUCCUUUUUUUAGUUCAUUAUUAAAUACUGUUAUUAUAA